Molecule: messenger RNA, 7947 nt
Organism: Coregonus sp. 'balchen'
Lineage: Eukaryota; Metazoa; Chordata; Actinopteri; Salmoniformes; Salmonidae
Source: the annotation of a GenBank genome assembly
AUGCAGCAUAAACAAAGCAGCACAGAUCCAGCCAGACCCUCUGGACAACCUGGGAGGAAUGCUUUUCCAGGACCUGCUCCACCCCUGCAACCAACAGCCCAGGACAGCUCUAUCACCAGUCCCAUAGGGGGGUCUGGGAAACUCCCAGGACUGGGUCCAGUUCAGGCGUCAGGUGUACGUGAGAUGCCAAACCAGGUGAGGCCGGAGAAUGUAGAGCCUGGGUCCAGUCCUGCAGUUCCAGUCAAUAUCAGCCGUCCCAGACCUACUGCACUAAAUUCCUCCAGAGGUUCCGAAACUGAUAUGAAGGAUAAGGCCUCUAUUCCAAACCGCAUUCCUGGACCACACAGCCCCAUCUUCCUGUCCCAGUCCCCCACAGAGUCUUCCCUGUUGUCCCGCAGCCCUCAGAGUCCUCACAGCACUCAGCCUUACACCGGCCAGCCUUACCUCAUCCCCCAGCCUAACCUGCCUCAGCCCUGCCUCACCCCGCCUUCUAGCCUCAGCCCCAAACCAGGCUCCAGUCCACAGCCCCAGAGGACCAGCUCCACUUGGGGCGCUGUGGAGAAUCAGCCACAGACUGACAAGACUGAAGGAGAAACGGAUCACGGUUUCAGGUGAGACAGAUCACGAAUGAUGAUGCCAAGUACUAUUUUAGUAGCAUGCCCACUGAAUGACAUUUGUUCUAACGUUUCUACUCCCUGACUAAAUAUAGUAACAUGUUGUUGUCUCCAUGGAGAUAGUUUUCUCUUUCUGUUCCUUCACAACCACAAAAAUCACUGCUACUGAUAAUUGAUUGUUGUUCCUGUAGGUGCAGAGUGUAGUCUCCAUUUACCCUAGGGUAAAGGCAUUGGCUAUAAUAUCUUCACUGGUCAAUGUACAGUAUGAGUUCAACACUUAACAUUGAGCUAUACAUUAUUACAUAAUAAUUACAUUGUAACUACACAGUUAUGAUUGCAAAUCACUGUAAAGUGAAAGUAAUGUAGGUGUUUGCAUAACUACUGAUAAUGUAGGAUGUGCAUGCCCACCUGUGUUGUCCUCUAAUAGGGUGCACAUUGUCACAUGGAAUGUGGGCUCUGCUGUUCCCCCUGAUGACAUCGCCACUCUAUUUGGGCCGCAUGCUGGCGAUGGGAGCACAGACAUGUUUAUCAUUGGGUGAGAUUCUGCUCCAAUCACAAUGGUGCCAGAGGGAAAGCCUUGAAUGUCUCCUCCAUCAUAUCUCUAUCAUGUUCUGAUCUCUCCUCUACUACCGAUGUCACCUCAUCUAUUCAUCCAAACAUUUUCUCAUUCCUCUUCUGCUCCCACUGAGUUAUGAGUCGUUAUUCCUUUCUUCCUCCCCACUCAGGCUACAGGAAGUGAACUCUAUGAUAAACAAGCGGCUGAAGGACGCUCUCUUCCACGACCAGUGGAGUGAGCUCUGCAUGGACACACUCAGUCGCUUUGGAUAUGUGCUGGUCAGUAAAGAGUUAGCUCGCUAUGAUGUGCCAGUCACUGUCUCAAUCUCUAUGGGGACAGUUACACAUGACAGUCGUGACAUACAGAGUAUAAUGUCAAACAUAUUAUCUAACGGUUUAUCUUCUUAAUGUAAUGUUAUUUAUUCUUUCUCUCUCUCUCUCUCUCUCUCUCUCUCUCUCUCUCUCUCUCUCUCUCUCUCUCUCUCUCUCUCUCUCUCUCUCUCUCUCUCUCUCUCUCUCUCUCUCUCUCUCUCUCUCUCUCUCUCUCUCUCUCAAUUCAAUUCAAUUAAUUCAAUUCAAUUGAAGGGCUUUAUUGGCAUGGGAAACGUAUGUUAACAUUGCCAAAGCAAGUGAAGUAGAUAGUAAACAAAAGUGAAAUAAACAAUAAAUAUUAACAGUAAACAUUACACUCAGAAGAUUCAAAAGAAUAAAGACAUUUCAAAUGUCUAUACAGUGUUGUAACAAUGUGCAAAUAGUUAAAGUACAAAUGGGAAAAUAAAUAAACAUAAAUAUGGGUUGUAUUUACAAUGGUGUUUGUUCUGUCUUCUCUCUCUCUCUCUCUCUGUCUCUGUCUCUGUCUCUGUCUGUCUCUCUCUCUCUCUCUCUCUGUCUCUGUCUCUCUCUACCCUUCUCUUCACAUCCUCCUUCAUCACUAUAGGUGGCGUCCCAACGUAUGCAGGGGGUGCUGUUGCUGGUGUUCUCUAAAUUCUGCCAUCUUCCAUUCCUGAGGGGGGUGCAGACAGAGAAAACACGCACAGGUCUCGGGGGCUACUGGGUGAGUGUCACCCCUGGCAACCCCUGCUCUAAAAUAGGAGCUUGUCUGUAAAUGCACAGUCCAGAAACACUUGUUCACAAAUAGUUUUUAGAUUGCAUUAAAAUAUGUUAAUAUGCCAGGGAGAGAGAGAACGAGUGUGUGCGUGUGUGGGGCGGGGGAGGGUGUGUGUGUGUGUGUGUGUAUGUGACCUUCCUGUGCGUGUUAAUGUCAGCAUCACUACUGGCUGCUGGUGCAGUCUCCUUUUCUCUGAGGUCAGUGCAGCAGGACUGUCAGGCUGUCUGGUUCUCUGAUACCAUGCCAUCUGUCCUUUCAUCCUUAUCACAGUGGAUAUUUGAUUACAGAGACCUGGAGAGCAUCCAUGUUUCAUCUAUCAGUGUGUGUUACAUUUUCACACUCUCUCUCUAUCGCUCUCUUCCCCGCUCCCAGGGUAAUAAAGGGGGUGUAAGUGCAAGGAUGACGAUGUUUGGCCACCCGGUGUGUUUCCUGAACUGUCACCUGCCGGCUCACAUGCGGAACUUGGAGCAGCGCAUGGAGGACUUUGAGAGCAUCCUGCAGCAACAGCAGUUUGAGGGCACGACGGCCUCGGGUGUGCUGGACCACGAGUGGGUCAUUUGGAUAGGGGAGGGCUGAUGUAAACAGUAUGUGUAGGGCCAGGAGUUUUUCCCACUUGACCACCGGGCGGCAGGUAGGAAAAACUCUCAUAGAUCCUUGGACCAGUAACCGAAAGGUUACUAGUUCGAAUCCCUGAGCACUUAACCCUCAUUUCUCCCGGGUUGCCGUCAAUAAUGGCUGAUGCCAUGCCAUGACCCCACUCUCUGAGGAUGUCUCAGGGGUAGUUGGGAUAUGCAAAAAACACAUUUCCAUUUCACCACACAUGUAAAUGUGUGAAACAGGACAAAUAAAAUAACCCCCUAUUUGACCUAUGAGCUUUUUCCUUGGUCAUAUGGUCAUGAAAUACUCCUAAUUAUGUGUUCUGAUGAUCAGUCGUUGGCUCAUGGAGUGGUCAAUUAAAUUGUUCUUUGUUCUUCUCCCAGCGUGGUGUUCUGGUUUGGGGAUCUUAACUUCCGCAUUGAGGACUAUGACAUUCAUGUAGUGAAGAGUGCCAUUGACAGCAAUAAGCUCCCUUUGCUGUGGGAGCGAGACCAGGUGAGAAAGCUGUAGAAUCUAUUUAUUUGACAUGAAAAAAAGUCCAAAUGGAAUUUUCUGGAAGUCAUGAUUAUCUUUGGAAACAAUGACUGUUGAUUCAUUACCAACAGAGGGAGCUAUAGCACCACAAAAAAUGAACCUACGCCCAAUAAAAUGUACUCACUCAGUAGUCAAGCGAGCUACUUUGAUGAUUAAUUGGUAUUCUGUCUCUUUCCCGCUGUCUCUCUCUCUCUCUCUCUCUCUCUCUCUCUCUCUCUUCAUUCCCACAUGUUUGUUUUGCAGCUCAACAUGGCCAAAAACAGUGAGUCCAUCUUAGACGGCUUCUUGGAAGGCCCUCUCAAAUUCCCCCCCACAUAUAAGUUUGAUGUGGGGACACACACAUACGACACCAGGUAUGUGAUGCUGUGUAGAGCAAUACAUGGUUUGUGAUUGAUGUGAUGCUUCCUUGUGCAGAAAAAGUACUGACCUCUAUUAACUGAUUCACUGACCUCUAUUUCCCACUUUUAUCUAUCUCUAUGUCCCUCUCACAGCAGUAAGAAGCGAAAGCCAGCAUGGACAGACCGUAUCCUGUGGCGUCUGCGUUGUACGGGCUCUCCUGUUCCUACCCACAAUGCCGCUCUGCAGCGCGGCCUAACCUCGUGGCUGGGUGGGGCAACAAAGGUGGUGCAACACUCCUACCGCAGUCACAUGGGCUACACCUGCAGCGACCACAAGCCUGUCUCUGCUGUCUUCUCAUUACAUGUAAGUCCAACCUCCCUGUGACCCCUGAACUCUCACCCCAGCAGUCACACUGUUUGAUGUUUAUCCAGAUAUGGUGAAAAACCUUCACAGUUACUGUUACAUUAUAACUUUAGUAUGGCGUCACAUCAUUAGAAUCACCCUCUGAAAUUAUCUUUCUUUCGAUCUGUCUGUGUCUGUUUAUUUUUCACUAUCAUACUCUCUCCCCCAGUUCCCAUUCAAAGUGGACCUUCCUCUUGUAACGUUAGAGUAUGAGAAGGAGUGGACUAAAGUUUCUGACGCUACAGUCAGAUUCACUGUGAGGUCCAACUUCCAGCGCAGUUCAUGGGACUGGGUUGCAAUAUACAAGGUAACUGUGACUUCAACUUUAAAGCAGUGAGAUUUCAUAUUUUCUCUCACACAUACCUACAGUGCCUUCAGAAAGUAUUCACACCCCUUUACUUUUUCAAAUUCCUUUGGUGUUACAGCCUGACAUUUUUAUUGAUAAAAUGUCUAUUUUUUUAAUCAUUGGCUUCCACAAUAUACCCCAUAAUGUCAAAGUGGAAUUAUGUUUUUAGACAUUUUUACAAAUUAAUAAAAACUGAAACCUUGAAAUGUCUUGAGUCAAUAAGUAUUCAACCGCUUUUUAUGGUAAGCCUAAAUAAGUUCAGGAGUAAAAAGGUGCUUAACAAGUCACAUAAUAAGUUGCAUGGACUCACGUGAGUACUCUGUGUGCAAUAAUGACAAUAAUAUCAUUUUAAAAUCACUACCUCAUCUCUGUACCCCACACAUACAAUUAUCUGUAAGGUCCCUCAGUCGAACAGUGAAUUUCAAACACAGAUUCAACCACAAAGCCAGGGAGGUUUUCCAAUGCCUCGCAAAGAACGGCAGCUAUUGGUAGUUGGGUACAAAUUUUAAAAAGCAGACAUGAAUAUCCCUUUGAGCAUGGUGAAGUUAUUAAUUACACUUUGGAUGGUGUAUCAAUACUCCCAGUCACUACAAAGAUGCAGGCAUCCUUCCUAACUCAGUUGCCGGAGAGGAAGGAAACCGCUCAGGGAUUUCACCAUGAGGACAAUGGUGACUUUAAAACAGUUACAGAGUUUAAUGGCUGGGAGAGGAGAAAACUGAGGAUGGAUCAACAAAAUUAUAGUUACUCCACAAUACUAACCUAAUUGACAGGGUUAAAAUAAGGAAGCCUAUACAGAAUACAAAUAUUCUAAACCAUUUAUCCAGUUUACUAAAGUAAUGCUGGAAAAUAUUUGGCAAAGCAAUUAACUUUUUGUCCUGAAUACAGUGUUAUGUUUGGGGCAAAUCCAAUACAACACAUUACUGAUAGUGGUGGCUGCAUCAUGUUAUGGGUAUGCUUGUAAUAGUUAAGGACUGGGGAGUUUUUCAGGAUAAAAAAGAAACAGAAUGGAGCUAAUCACAGGCAAAAUCCUAGAGGAAAACCUUGUUCAGUCUGCUUUCCAUCAUACACUGGGAGAUUAAUUCACCUUUCAGCAGGACAAUAACCUAAAACAGGCCAAAUCUACACUAGAGUUGCUUACCAAGAAGACAGUGAAUGUUCCUGAUUGGCUGAGUUACAGUUUUGACUUAAAUCUACUUGAAAAUCUAUGGCAAGACCUGAAAAUGGUUGUGUAGCAAUGAUCAACAACCAAUUUGACAGAGCUUGAAGAAUUUUGAAAAUAAUAAUGGCCAAAUGUUGCACAAUUCAGGUGUGGAAAGCGCUUAGAGACUUAUCCAGAAAGACUCACAGCUGUAAUCACUGCCAAAGGUGCUUCUGCAAAGUAUUGACUCAGGGGUGUGAAUACUUAUGGAAAUUAGAUAUUUAUGUAUUUCAUUUUCAAUACAUUUGCUAACAUUUCUAUGGGGUACUGUGUGUAGAUGGGUGAGAGAAAAAAAUAUAUUGAAUCCAUUUUGAAUUCAGGCUGUAACGCAACAAAAUGUGGAAGAAGUCAAGGGGUAUGAAUACUUUCUGAAGGCACUGUAGGUUAUUAGGUCUAUGUUUAAUUGUUCCAUGGUCAAUUGAUGUCUGUGGUUUUUCUUCACAGGUUGGGUUCAAACAUCACAAGGACUAUGUAGCAUAUGUGUGGGCCAAGGCAGAUCAUGGGUCACAGGUAUGAUACAAAGCCUGACAAACAUACACUCACAACCAACCUCAGAGAUCCAUUGAGAUAAUAACAUAAAUCCACACACACCCACUUACUAUCUUUCCAUUCUCUCUAUUUUGUUCUUCACUCUCUUUUUCCCUUUCUCUCCUCAGGUGACAUUUACAGAGGAGGAUUUACCCAGGGAUGCAGGGGAAUACAUUUUGGGUUUCUACAGCAGCAACAUGAACACUAUUAUCGGAGUGACAUUGCCCUUUCAGGUCAGGAUCCUUUCCGCAGUUUUCCUUCCUGUGUUGUUCAAUGAACAGAGAAUAAAGCAGUUGCUUUCUGCCAUUCAGUUCUGCUGGAUACAGUAUUUCUCCUUUUCUCCUCAUUUUGUUCCCUCACACCAUUUACUCUUACUCUCUUCUCCAACCUUCCUCCAUCUCCCAUAGAUCCAUGUUCCUGUGCGCAGCCCGACAGCCCCACCAGUAUGCCGCUCAGACAGUUCUGACGUCAGCUCGGAGGAUGACAGCACACUGGUCCUGCUGGCCCCUGCUAGCUCCCGCAGCCCAAGCCCUGGAAAAAACAAACAUCGCCACCGCCGCAGCUGCAGUCCUGCUCACUCCAACACCCCCAUGCCCUCCCUGCAGGGCCUCAGCUUGCACCCACGGCCCCUAGAGGGGCUCCCAAGCAGCCGCUCGCCCUGCUCUGCAGCUAAGAAGGAGCGCCUGGUCUCCCCCCAGGACACCCUGCCGUCGCCCAUCAGCCCACUCACGCCCCGCAGCCCUGUGUCCCCCGGGGGUGGGGUCUCAGCCCCAGAGGCUCUGAUCGCUGCCAUCCUGGGGGAACACAGGCCAACUCAGGUCACCCCCACAGGGGGCAGGUCACCAGACAAGACUGGAGAGACAAGUUUAUGAGAAGCCCAACCAACAGUCUCUGUGGGGUCAUGAAUGUGCACAGACAUUAAGAUAAGACUGUUGAAAUGAGGCCAGUAAAGACCAUAUGAUUAUAGAAUCUAGGGCUGAUAUGGUCCACUAUUCUGAUGAUGAUCUGACCCCACACUGUCACUGCAAUCAUAAAAGCAGUGCAUUGUAUGACUUGUAGUUUGCAACAUUCCACAUGGUAGUGAACCAGUUGUAUCUGUUUCUUAAUAUACUUAUCAGUGACUUCAUGCCAUACAUACACUGUGUGUACUUUGGAGUCAGGAGCUAGUCCAAAUCGAUAACAGUCUAUGUCUUACCCCAAGAAGUGCUUUUACAGACUCAUAUCAAUACUCUAUGUACACAAUAAAUGUAAAGCCAAAGCAAGAGUAAAUCUGCAAUGUACAGUACUGUUGUUGUUAUCGUAAGUUUAAGGGAUGUCUAUAUGCCCAACCCAUAUGGGCCUGGAUCACUUGGUGUGGUAUGAUAUCCAUCUUUCCAUACCCCCAAGCUCCAACUGAUAUUAAACCACUCCAAGUGGUUUGAUUCUGAAUCUCUCCAUCUUGUGUAUAUGUGUGUAGAACUGUACAUGUUUGAGAGAAAAAAACAUUCCUGUCUUAUUUUCAGAGUGAUAAGGCUUCUAAUGGUUUGGUGGUUUGUUUUGGUUGUGGAAAUAUUAGUUGUGUGAGGGUGUGUGAGGAAAAUAAAAUGGUCAACCUGAGAAAGAGACUUCUGAUUUUUGAUAUCAUGCACAGAACAUUCAAUGGGACAGCUCGUAAUUAUGAUGUGCAAAGAGUCCACAUAGGCUAAUGGCCAAUCCUCAAAAAGGGCUUUCGUUUUUGAGAUACCCC